Messenger RNA from Anas platyrhynchos (mallard), 1902 nucleotides. RefSeq names its product chromosome 16 C22orf15 homolog (gene C16H22orf15). Lineage: Eukaryota; Metazoa; Chordata; Aves; Anseriformes; Anatidae. The record is from RefSeq and is a predicted model, not a curated record.
ACCACAGCGUUGGCUGGAAACGCUGCCCCUCCUCUCGGCACACAACACCAAGGCACUUUGUCACCCCGCUGCCUGCAGCCCCUGCCAGGAAGCACGAUGUUCGUCACGGUGAGAUACGGAGCCAACUGCCAGGAGCUGGUGAACCUGCAGAGCCGCGUGCUGGCCCUCACCGCCCACCUGAGGAGGAAGUGUCAGUGCAGGACAGGAGAGUGCAUCGACCUCGUGGAUGAAGCAGGAACCCUGAUGAACCUGAGCAAAGUGGAGAAUCCUGCAGCUGAGUAUGCCAGUAAAUACCUACGGGAAAGGCAGCGCUACAUCCUCGUCAGGGUCAUCAGAGAACAAAGCACUGAAGCUACCUGCUAUGAAUCCUUACUGGAGAACCUGGGGAAACACCACCCUGACCUCGCAGAUCGGCUGCAGAAGCUCUCGGCAAACACCCCGAUGAGAGAGCAGUGGAGGAAAGGCUCCUUGCAGAGGAGGGCUCAGCCCAAGAAGAGCUCAGAGCCGAAGAGCACCCCCAGAUGAGGAAAGGGCCUGAUGGGAACAAGCACAAGUGCAGUGACCACCGCCAGGACUCACCAUGGUGCUGCCCAAGCCCCCAGCCCCACCAGGACCCCCACUCUCCUCAGAUGUUCUGCAACUAAAGCUGCACUGGCAGCAGACAGCACCCUGGCCAGGCACAAGCAGCUGCCUCCUGCUUCAAGGUGUCAUUCACAUUCCCACACCACCACCUGCACUGAGCAGCAAGGAACCACACCUCCUGCCUCAGCUCUCUGGGUAAGCCUGCCCUGAACAGCACCACACCAGCAGGGGCCUCCUAGAGGCUCACAGAAGUCCACAGAAAAAGUCACUGAAGGGACAGCCAGGGUGUCAGCCGCAGAACCAUUGCUGGAACUUGCCAGAAUGGGUCAGAAGACAGCACACACUCGCUGCAGGUAUGCUUGAUAACCUUCCCUAAUAGCCUAUCCAUGCAGACCAAGAAAUGUUUAAUUUGGUGUAUGCUGAAGGCAGCAAGGUGAGACUUCCUUACAGUGGUUCCUCCCUGCUCACAGUGGAGCAGCUCAGCACACAACAGCGCUUGGCCAUGAGUCUCUGGCACCUUUCUAACUUGGCCACCGCUCAGGAGAGCACAAGGCACCCCAGCUAGGCACAGGCACAGCUCAGAACACCAAAAUUCCAUCAAACAUUUAGGUUCUGACAUUUGAAAGGGACAGGACCUUCAAGAGCCCCCUAUGAUCUGCUGCAAAGCAGGGUCUCCUGAGAAGAGCCUGCAGGCAGCCGUAACGAGGCUGAUCUGCCAUAAUGGCAGAAAUAGAAAGCAGCCCUGAGCUUCACCUUCAGCUGGUGACCUUGGGAACAUUGCAUAACUCCCUAAGGAAGAUCAGCUGGCUGUAUCCGAGUCAUGCAGACAGACAGGUCACGCUUUCCUAGCUCCUGGGUCAGAACAGGAAGAGAUUAUCAAUGCAAGAAGAAUGUUACUGAAAAUACUGUCGGAUAUCUCAGAUUACCUCUCUCCAGCCCCUGCUCUGGCUGGAGUGCUGACACUCCGGUCUCAGCUCAGUUGUGGAUCUGCUUUUGCCAAGCCACGCAGGCACAGUUCUUGCUGCUGGGCUGCACCUCCUGCUUGCAGAAAUACACAAAGAUAUGCCUGGCCCUGAAAGGGGAUCAUAUGGGUAAUAUUUGCGUAGCUUAAUUCACGCUCAAGUAUUAAAUAAAGGAAAAGCACAGGUGAUAGUUCCAAAUAAGCUUCUUUAUUUCUCUGUAGUAAAUACAGCACUAUCUGAACUCCAGAAUCAUAAAUCCAACCGUUCCUUUACUUCCCUACUACUCCAGAAGUAAGUUACCCCAGAAGGCUCCGAUCUGGUCAGCCUGUUCCCUCCAGCACAUCACCUGUCCAUCCUU